This is a messenger RNA of Paraglomus brasilianum, 612 nucleotides long. NCBI's taxonomy places the organism in Eukaryota, Fungi, Glomeromycota, Glomeromycetes, Paraglomerales, Paraglomeraceae. The record is from the annotation of a GenBank genome assembly.
AUGAAAAGCCAUGAGCACGAACUUUUAAACCCUCCUUCCAACAACCAUAUGGUUCGUAUUGAAACGGUGGUGGAUAGAGUCCAGGAUAUUCAUGUUAAUGCCUCGAUUAACUCUGAUGAGUUAAGCAAGCAAAUAAAUAAUACUUUGGACAGCUUGUUCAGCGGACAUAUAGGAGCAGCAUUGAAAAUGGCCGUGUUGACAACCGUGAAAACAUUUAUCGGUCGUUCGGAGGCAGGAGACUCGCAACUCCGCGACUACCAUGUCUUUGUGCAAGACAAUGCACUAGUACGACUUGAUCUGAUGUUGUACAAAUACAACUUCUCGUCAGACAAUGUGCUCCGCUCUGUGAAUACGGUGAAUGCGUACCUAUUUUAUAAAUCCAUUAUAAAUCAUGAGGAAGUUUCUCGUGAUUUAAUGGUUUAUGAAAUUACCCGAUUCGUCACCGGGUAUUUAAAAGCCGGUGACGAAACCUCAACGUCGAAAAUCGAUCAAGAGAAAAUAAAUAAUGAAGUCGCGAAGUAUCUCCAAAGACUUCACGGAGCCCCUAGUGAUAAAAGAAUUACUGGACGAACUAAACCUUUAUCCUUGCCUCUACAGACUUUUCGACAAUGA